AUGCAGGCUCAAGUCAGUCACGGUGACCGAAAGGCCAACGAUAUGCAUGGCAAAGCACCACAGACGAUUUGUAUCAUCGGGUACUUCAUGGACGUAUUAAGUGCUUUCCAGAAGAUGCGCGGAGAGCAGGAAGAUGCACUGGACUUUUUGGAGUUUUUCUUGGAGUAUUUGCGCGCAGAGUACGAAAACAGUGGUCUACGUUUGCCUGCCUCGUGUGAAAAGCAGACAAAGCGGGCUCCUAUGAUCGAGCAGAAUGAAUCUAGUGUGGACGCGGACGCUAAGAGUGCUCAAGCGUUCGAUGACGACUGGGCAGAGGUUGGUAAGAAAGGCAAGAGCAGCGUGCUACGUCAGAAUCCUGUUGACACUGUCCGCUCGCCGAUAAAUUGGAUGUUAAGGGUGCACGACGCUCCGGGCUGA
This is a messenger RNA of Peronospora matthiolae, 417 nucleotides long. The record is from the annotation of a GenBank genome assembly. Lineage: Eukaryota; Oomycota; Peronosporomycetes; Peronosporales; Peronosporaceae.